This is a messenger RNA of Postia placenta MAD-698-R-SB12, 1080 nucleotides long. RefSeq lists its product as hypothetical. The transcript is spliced from 5 exons. Gene Ontology annotation, molecular function: transmembrane transporter activity. Bases 1 to 1080 code for a protein of 359 amino acids. Gene Ontology annotation, cellular component: membrane. Gene Ontology annotation, biological process: transmembrane transport. The record is from RefSeq and is a predicted model, not a curated record. Lineage: Eukaryota; Fungi; Basidiomycota; Agaricomycetes; Polyporales; Adustoporiaceae.
AUGGCCGCUGGAACCGUACUCAGGGCCAUCGGUGACGUAUGGCUAUUUCUUUGCCUCAGGUCGUCGGCUCUCACUACUUCCAAUGCCGUCCUUCUUACUGCUCUAUUCAACGGCCUCGCGGGAGGGAGCUAUGUUGUUCUCACAGCACAAUUAGCGUUCCUCACCGAUACAUCAUCCCCUACCAGGCGAACCUUCGUACUCGGCCUCGCCCUGUCGGUGAUGCCAAUGGGAUCGAUCGCCUCGACUAUUCUUUCUGCUGCUGUGACCUCACUCGAGCUAUACGGCGCAGUCUUCAGCAUAGCAAUGGUCGUCCAUUUGAUGUACCUCGCUUAUCUCCAUUACGUCCUGCGCGAACUUCGCAAGCCAUCCCGGCUGGAAGCAAAUGCUCUGGAGGAGAAACCGCCCUCGGUAAAGGAAUGGAUACUAAGUGGAGCAUUAUUCACGCCGAUUGUCAUGAUUGUUUCCAAUCCAACACUCCGCUGGCUCUCCAUGAUGAUACCGUGUCUAGUAUUUGCAAGGAAGGUAGCUGAAUUGGAGGUUACGAACCAACUGAGUGAGAUGCCUAUAAGAAGACAGUCGACCAAUGACUCGCAAGACGGGCCGAAUCUCGGGGAUGUCGAGCUAGACAAUGUUCCUAGGGACGCAGGCCUUGACACCGCCGGGUCUGGGCAAUCCAGGUUCGACAACAAAGUAGCUGUCCGACAGGAGCUGCUACUCUGUCGAUUGUGCUUCUUCGUCCAAGCGACGUCGCUCGUUCUACUAUCGCUGAGCAGGAACAAAACCUUUUCCAGCGUGGCAUUUGCCAUUACCGCACUCGGCUCUCCCGUAGACGCGUCUCUCUUCACGCUCACCACUCUAGCAGUAGCGCCAGGCCAGAUUGGCAGCGCUAUCAUAGGUUUUCGCGUGAUAGAGAACAUGGCAGGUGCAUUGUGCGGGUCCCUCCUAUCUGCUAUCUCCAAGGUGACAUCGGAAAGGCCGUCAUUCGUAGUGUGCUGGCCCACUGCGGGCGUUUGCGUCCUAUGUGCAAUCGUCAUCGCGAGAUUACGUCCUAGGAUGCUUCGCGAGGACGAUAGGCACUGA